AUGAAUGUCCUAAAAUGCUAUGACCCACUAUGCACUCAAAGAGCAGAAAUGCUCUGCAAAUGCACUGGUUUUGAGAUUUUCAUGUGCAAUUAUCACAUUAAUGAGCAUGUUUCUGCGUUUUUGGGAUGAAGUCAUAAUUUCAUACCAAUAGAAGCCUCCCAAAAGCAAAAUAAGACAAUGAUUGAUCUAUUCACUCCCCCCUCCCUCGUACGAACAAAACCAUUAUAAAAUCCCUAUUUUGGGUGAAAAAAAACUAUACUAAACAAACAAAAACUUUUUAUCAUGAAAUUUUUUUGAAAAAAUAUUUUGAUAUAUAAGUGAUAAUUAGUGCAAUUUAUUUUUAAACAGCUUGGAUUUUAAAAGUAUAAAAUUGCAAAUUAAAAUUAAUUUUUACAUCUCGAAUUGGGAUUUUUUAAUUUUCAGAAAAAAUCAACCCCUUUGUUCACUCAUAAAGGAAAGAGCAGAGUCAGUGAUAUAAAGCAACAAACUCAAAAAGUAAAGAAUGAAUCUUUAGAAAUUUUUUCUAAAUGUGUAUCCUGCUUCGAAAGCUUAAUGGAAUAUAGCUUAUACUGAAUAUUAUUGAAUUUAUCUUAUACCUAAUACUCAUUUAUAUCAGCUAUUUACAAAUAAUUAUUAAAAAUGUACUUUGGACUAUUCAUUACUGUAUACAAAAUAUUGAUUUUCAUAUAAACACAAUAAACGAGCAGAUUUCUGCUUUUGCAAAUAUAGAUAAAAAUUCCAAAAUCUAUGAAGAGCAUGUAGAAGAACUUUCUAAAGGCAUUGAGUCUUUAUUAGUUGAUAAUGAAAAUCUAAAAAUCGUGAAUUCUAUAAACAGAUUUAUGGAAGAAAUUAUAAAAAUAACUGAAAAUAUAGCAAAGCACCCAUUUUCAGCAAUCAAAGAAUUUCUUGAUAAAUUUGAGCAAAAGCCAAUUCAAAUAAAUCAAAAUGUUUUUAAUGAAGAGCUCAAAAAGCACGAAAAUUUUAUUAAAUCAUGGGCUGAUGAUUUCAGCGAUUUUCCAUCGAGAAGUCAUUUUUGGUAUUGUAAAAAGGAAUUUUUGAAUAUUACUCUGGGAAUUCUAUGCAAGCACUUAAUGAUAUCAAUUUUACCCUUACUCCCUCCAGUAAAGCAAAUUCUUGCUUAUUUUGCCAGGGAUUUUGAGCAAAAUUUCAAAUAGUCAAUUUUAUAUGAAUAGAAAUUUGCUGUUUUCAAAUAAAACAUGAAUAAACAAAUUUUGGGCAUUUACCAAUAAUAAGUAACUUUCGAUCUAUUCAUACAAAAUUUACUAUUUGAAAUUUUACUCAAAAGCCCCCACGAAUAAGCAAGAAUUUGCUUAUACAGGGAGGGAGGUAAACUAA
Messenger RNA from Blepharisma stoltei, 1356 nucleotides. The record is from the annotation of a GenBank genome assembly. NCBI's taxonomy places the organism in Eukaryota, Ciliophora, Heterotrichea, Heterotrichida, Blepharismidae.